AUGCAAGUCCCCGGAAAUGAGCACCCUUAUAUCCUCGUUGGUAAAAUGCCGCAGCAGGAGCGCGCCAGUAAUCCCGAAGAGGACUGGACCGGGGUUGUCGAUCGACUAGAACGGAAAAAAUUGCAGAACCGGUUAAAUCAACGGUUAUACCGUAAGUGUCUCGCUCGGUUCAUUACACUGGUGUUUUAUUCAGCGAAUAACCUGUCAACCGAUCUAGGACAACGUAAGAUGAAUCGAUCGCUUCUAGCUACCGCUGGUUAUGGAAUUUUCCAACCGGCUCAAGAGCCGCAAUUAUUGUCUCGCCGGAAAAUAGCUCCUGCAGCUCCCAUCCCUACCUCCGCAGAAAAUGCAGCGAUCUAUAACUUCCCCGGACUUCGAGGCCCCGCUAGCCUGUGCGAUUUUGACUCUACGACCAUCGAAAGUCUAAUGGCCAAAAUUGAAAGCUGGGCCUACAAUCAAUCCUUACGGGGUACUCCAAGCGCAGAGAAUCUCUUGACACUGGUUCACUUCAAUGUCUUCAAAGCGAUGGCAUACAAUGCUUUAAUUUUAGGGCUAGGAACGAAUUGGUUAAAAGAAGAUGCUCUGUCAUUAUUUAACGCUCUUGGCCCAGCGCAAAUGAACACCCCGGCGGAUCCCCUUCCCAUGAGCCUGCAGCCGACGAUGCUUCAGCACAUAGUUCCACACAACCCUUGGCUUGAUCUGCUCCCAUUACCGAGAUUACGCGAUAAUCUCCUUCUAGCAGGAGAUGCCCUUAAUGAAAGUAAACUUUAUACGGACAUCCUAGGAUUCUUAGGCUGCUCAACAGAAGGGUCAGGUCUUGUAGUUCGGGGUGAGUCGUGGGAUCCAAAGGGUUAG
This is a messenger RNA of Penicillium odoratum, 855 nucleotides long. RefSeq lists its product as uncharacterized. The transcript has a single exon. Bases 1 to 855 code for a protein of 284 amino acids. Lineage: Eukaryota; Fungi; Ascomycota; Eurotiomycetes; Eurotiales; Aspergillaceae. The record is from RefSeq and is a predicted model, not a curated record.